This is a messenger RNA of Oikopleura dioica, 843 nucleotides long. The record is from the annotation of a GenBank genome assembly. NCBI's taxonomy places the organism in Eukaryota, Metazoa, Chordata, Appendicularia, Copelata, Oikopleuridae.
AUGUCCGAUUCCGAAGAUGACUACAUGUCCGACGCUUUUCUCAGCAAACUGGAAGACACUCGCCCGGGGCUAAUUCAAGGAAAGAAAGCGGAAAAACUGAUGAAGGAAGAAAAGAUCAAGCAAAAAGAUAGAGAGCAUCGCGAAAUGCAAAAGAAUAAAUUUGCGAGGAAGAAGAUCGCUGAACUGAUGGUUGACAUUCGAGAGGAAGCUCUGUCAACUUCGAUGAUAGUAAACGAGCCAGAAAAUAAGGGACUCGCGAUGAUGCAGAAAAUGGGUUUCAAAAUCGGCACUGGUCUCGGAAAAGACGGCGAAGGAAGAAGAAAUCCAGUUCAAAUUGGAGAAGUGAAAGAAGACAAGAAAGGAAUCGGAAUAGCAACCGCUAGGCAGCAGAAGAUAAUCAACGAAGAGAGGAUAAAUCAGAUCAAUUUGAAGAGGAAGAUGGCGGAAGAACAAACUACGAAGAGCUUUAAGAAUACUACGAGACAGAAAAAUAUCGAAAACACGCUCGUAAAAUUCAUCCGAAAAGCUCAAAAAUCCUGCUACGAUCUUGACUCACAAGAAUCUCGGUCCCGAAAAUCCGAUUUUUUCUGGCCUCCCGGAGUUGUCCGCUCUCUUACUGCCAAGAAAGCCAGGCUCAUCGACCAAACCGACCAGUCCUUCCACGACGACCGGGAAGAAGAUGGCUUAGAUGAAUUUGAUUCAGAAAAACUGAUUGUUGAAAUAACGGAAUAUCUUCGAGAAAAGUACUUUUUCUGCGUCUACUGCGCUGUAAAAUUUACCGAUAGUGAUGAUCUUGUUCAAAACUGCCCUGGAAACUGCCAUACUUUGCAUGAUGAAGACUAA